Hylaeus anthracinus is the source of this 2105-nucleotide messenger RNA. It is a transcript of the gene mus81, whose product is annotated as crossover junction endonuclease MUS81. Gene Ontology annotation, cellular component: Holliday junction resolvase complex; nucleus. The transcript is spliced from 8 exons. Gene Ontology annotation, biological process: mitotic intra-S DNA damage checkpoint signaling; resolution of meiotic recombination intermediates; DNA catabolic process. The record is from RefSeq and is a predicted model, not a curated record. Lineage: Eukaryota; Metazoa; Arthropoda; Insecta; Hymenoptera; Colletidae. Bases 122 to 1966 code for a protein of 614 amino acids. Gene Ontology annotation, molecular function: DNA binding; 3'-flap endonuclease activity; crossover junction DNA endonuclease activity.
GUGGCAGUUGGUGGCUGUAGGUUGUACUAGGUUAUGUUUUAGUUUCGAUGAGUUUUGUUUUGGAAGUAUUAUUAAUAAAAACAAAAUAUCUGAAUGUUCUGAUACAGAACGGUAAUUAAACAUGAAACGAAUAAAACUUAAGCCAAAGAAACCCAAUCCAUUGUUUGAGCUUUGGUUGGAAGAAUGGAGGAAAGAGGCUGCAUCGAAAAGAUCCGAUUUACAAUAUCCUCUUUCGAAAGCAUUAGCUUCUUUAAAAAAAUAUCCCUUGCCAUUAAAAUCUGGCAAAGACUGUAUAAUAUUGCAACAUUUUGGCAAAAAAUUGUGCUUGAUGUUAGAUAGAAAACUUGAAGAGUAUAAAGCUCUGAAUGAAGGAUCUAUAGAUCCUGAAGAUAUUGUUUGUUUACAUUGCGAUUACAAUGAGGAACGUGCGUCUAACAAAAAGCAUAAAUCACCAGAAAUUACAAAGAAUAUUCAAAGGACAGAACUGGCAGUAUUUGAAGAAUUAGAUUUAUCAUCAUGGAAUCUGCAAAAGUAUGCCAUUGUAUUGAUUUUAUAUAAGAAAGCACAAAAAUCUGGUUCUCCAGGGUUUAUGAAUGAGGUAGAAUUGCUAGAUGAAGUAGAAGAAUUGUGUGAUCAUCGAUCAAAAGUUUCAAUUACAGAUUUAUUUGAUAUUGGUUUAAUUUCCAUGAGAGGUGCACCAAUUAGGUAUAACCUUACAGAACAUGGAGUAAAUAUUGCAAAGAAGAUAUGUGAAAUCACUGAUAUUGAUGUAAAUUUAAUUAAUUCUUCUGAUUUAAAGAAAAUUCAAACAUGUUCAAAAUUAUUGUUUACACAGAAAUUAAAUAAAAAUACAGAAAGUCCUAAUGACAGAGAUAUAAAUAUAGAAACAGCUGAAGUAUGCUAUGAAAAUACACAGCACAGUUUAAGUAAAUUUCCACAAAUUUGUAAAUCUCCAACUGUAGAAUUUGUUGAUGAUGAAAGAAAUACUGAACAACCUGACAAGAGUCCUGUAAAACAGAAAUCUAAGGAAAAUAAUACUGACAUAAGGAAACCACAAAAAAAAUCAAAAGAGGUUGAAAGUUGUAUAAAAAAUCAUACUGAUAAUCUUCAAAGAAAUAUCUAUUUAGAAUCAAAUAAAUUUGAUAUAAUACUACUAGUUGAUACACAAGAAACUUGUGGUGUUAAAACAAAAUCACAACAUGACGCUACAAAACGGGAAUUAUCAGAACUUAAUACAUUGUAUGAGGUACGUCAUUUAAAAGUUGGCGACUUUGCAUGGAUUGCCAGAUGUAGAACCACAAAAAAUGAAUUGGUUCUACCUUAUAUAGUAGAAAGGAAGAGAAUAGACGACUUGUGUGCAAGUAUUACAGAUGGAAGGUUUCAUGAACAAAAGUUUCGAUUGAAGCAAUCUGGUAUUGAAAAUCUUAUGUAUAUAAUUGAAGAGUAUGAUAAAGGUCAAAGAUUAACAAUACCACAUUCAGCACUGAUGCAAGCUUCUAUUAAUACUCUAAUACAAGACGGAUUUUCGGUGAAAUAUACAAAAACCCAUAAAGAUUCUAUGUUUUAUUUGUCAUCAUUAACAAGAAUUUUAAAUAAAGUUUUUAAAAACAAAAAUUUGGAAAGCUGCAAAAAGGAAGCUCUUACGCAAAUCGAUAUUUCGAAUGAUACUAUCAGUCUUAUGGAAUUUAAAGAGUUUAAUAAAGCAGCAUCUAAGCAGAAGAUGUUUAAAGUAAGCGAAAUGUUCAUUCGUCAACUAUUACAAUUAAAAGGAAUAUCUAUAGACAAAGCUUUUGCAAUUGUCGAAUGUUAUCCAACUCCACGAACGUUAUUUGAUGCUGUACAAGAAUCCGAUUGCAACGCGGAGUCCUUAUUAUCGAGUAUCCAAUUUGGAAGUAAGAAACGUUUGAUUGGUGCAGGAAUUAGUAAAACACUUUAUCAAUUAUACACAAUGAAAAAUCUAAAUUGAUAAAUAAUAUUUUACGUGAGCAUGAGUAAUAAAUUAUUAUCAUUCGAAUUUAUACUAAAGUUUAUUAAAAUUAAUUAUAUUUAUACAUAUAAUUAUGAAUUUUAUAUCAUGAAGAUGUUUAAUAAAACAAUAAAAUUUA